CGGAGCAGCGGGCACCAGGCAACCAGGCAGGGCAGCAGGCACCAGGCCAUCUGGCUCGACAGCGGGCAUCGGGUCACCAGGUACAACAGCGGGCAACGGGUCAUCAGACAUUGGAUCGUCUUGCUCGACCGCGGGGCACCAGGUCAUCUGGCUCAACAGCGGGCAUCGGGUCACCAGGCAUCAGGUCAUCUGGCUCGACAGCGGGCUCCGAGUCUGGCACAACAGCGGGCAUCGGGUCACCAGGUA
This is a messenger RNA of Staurois parvus, 246 nucleotides long. The record is from the annotation of a GenBank genome assembly. NCBI's taxonomy places the organism in Eukaryota, Metazoa, Chordata, Amphibia, Anura, Ranidae.